AUGCUGGGUUCGCGGGCCUGGCUGGGCCGCGGCCUUCUGCUGUGCCGCACCAGGCAAGCAAACUGCAGGGGUAGCUCCUCCCGGGACAAGGACCGGAGUUCGACGGUCAGUAGUUCAGUGCCCAUGCCUGCUGGAGGAAAGGGAAGCCGAUCUAGCUGUCCACCAUCUGUGCCUCAGAGGACUCACAACCGCCUGAUCAAUGAGAAGUCACCGUACCUCCUACAACAUGCCUACAAUCCCGUGGACUGGUACCCCUGGGGACAAGAAGCCUUUGACAAGGCCAGGAAAGAAAACAAGCCAAUUUUUCUCUCAGUGGGCUAUUCCACCUGCCACUGGUGCCACAUGAUGGAGGAGGAGUCAUUCCAGAAUGAGGAGAUUGGCCGCCUGCUCAGCGAGGAUUUCAUCAGUGUGAAGGUGGACCGUGAGGAGCGGCCAGAUGUGGACAAGGUGUACAUGACAUUUGUGCAGGCCACUAGCAGUGGUGGGGGCUGGCCUAUGAACGUGUGGCUGACCCCCAACCUCCAGCCCUUUGUUGGGGGCACCUACUUCCCUCCUGAGGAUGGCUUGACCCGAGUUGGCUUCCGCACAGUGUUGCUGAGAAUCCGAGAUCAGUGGAAACAGAACAAGAACACCCUGCUAGAAAAUAGCCAGCGUGUCACAACAGCCCUGCUGGCCCGGUCAGAGAUCAGCAUGGGUGACCGCCAGCUGCCACCUUCUGCCGCCACCAUGAACAGCCGCUGCUUCCAGCAGCUGGAUGAAGGCUAUGACGAAGAAUAUGGUGGCUUUGCGGAGGCCCCUAAGUUUCCCACACCAGUGAUCCUGAACUUCCUGUUCUUCUACUGGCUUAACCAUCGACUGACUCAGGAUGGCUCUCGGGCCCAGCAGAUGGCCCUACACACCCUGAAAAUGAUGGCCAAUGGGGGCAUCCGGGACCAUGUGGGACAGGGCUUUCAUCGCUACUCCACGGACCGCCAGUGGCACGUCCCACAUUUUGAGAAGAUGCUCUAUGACCAGGCACAGCUUGCAGUGGCCUAUUCACAUGCCUUCCAGAUCUCUGGGGAUGAAUUCUUCUCUGAUGUCGCCAAAGGCAUCCUGCAGUACGUGUCUCGAAGCCUGACCCACCGGUUUGGAGGCUUCUACUGUGCAGAGGACGCAGACUCACCCCCAGAGCGUGGCAUGCGGCCCAAAGAGGGCGCCUUCUAUGUGUGGACAGUCAAAGAGGUCCAGCACCUCCUGCCUGAGCCUAUACCUGGCGCCACUGAGCCGCUGACCUCAGGCCAGCUCCUCAUGAAGCACUAUGGGCUCACGGAGGCCGGCAACAUUGGCCUCAGUCAGGACCCCAAGGGGGAGCUGCAGGGCCAGAAUGUGCUGACUGUGCGGUAUUCACUGGAGCUGACAGCCGCCCGCUUUGGCCUGGACGUGGAGGCUGUGCGGACCUUGCUCAAUACCGGGCUGGAGAAGCUCUUCCAGGCCCGGAAACACCGGCCCAAGCCACACCUGGACAACAAGAUGCUGGCUGCCUGGAAUGGCCUGAUGGUGUCUGGCUAUGCUGUGACUGGGGCUGUCCUGGGCAUAGAGAAGCUGAUCAACUGUGCCACCAGUGGUGCCAAGUUCCUGAAGCGACACAUGUUUGAUGUGGCCACUGGCCGUCUGAUGCGGACCUGCUACACUGGCUCAGGGGGGACUGUGGAGCACAGCAACCCGCCCUGCUGGGGCUUCCUGGAGGACUAUGCCUUCGUGGUGCGGGGUCUGCUGGACCUGUACGAGGCCUCACAGGAGAGCGCCUGGCUUGAGUGGGCUCUGCGGCUACAAGACACACAGGACAGGCUCUUCUGGGACUGCCAGGGUGGUGGCUACUUCUGCAGCGAGGCUGAGCUGGGGGCUGGCCUGCCCCUGCGCCUGAAGGAUGACCAGGAUGGUGCAGAGCCCAGUGCCAACUCUGUGUCAGCCCACAACCUGCUUCGGCUGCAUGGCUUCACGGGUCACAGGGACUGGAUGGACAAGUGUGUGUGCCUGCUGACUGCCUUCUCAGAGCGCAUGCGCCGUGUCCCUGUGGCACUGCCUGAGAUGGUCCGCACCCUCUCAGCCCAUCAGCAGACGCUCAAGCAGAUCGUGAUCUGUGGAGACCGCCAGGCGAAGGACACCAAGGCUCUGGUGCAGUGUGUCCACUCUAUGUACAUUCCUAACAAGGUACUGAUUCUGUCUGAUGGGGACCCCUCGAGCUUCAUGUCCCGCCAACUGCCUUUCCUGAGUACCCUGCGACGGCUAGAAGACCGGGCCACUGCCUAUGUGUAUGAGAAUCAAGCCUGCUCCAUGCCCAUCACUGAGCCCUGCGAGUUACGAAAACUGCUCCAUCAGUGACUGCCCGACCCUCGAGGGCUGGGCAGAAGACAGAGCUUUCCAAAUGACCAGAGACUCAGACUCUGCAGGGCCCUGCAGAACCUGUGGCCAUCCCUGGGCACAGUGCCACCAGGUGACCUUGGCCAUCCUCACUGCCUCCCCGUGGGUACCCCACUCGCCCUGGAAUAAACCUAACAGCGUCCCGCGGUAA
Molecule: messenger RNA, 2551 nt
Organism: Otolemur garnettii (small-eared galago)
Lineage: Eukaryota; Metazoa; Chordata; Mammalia; Primates; Galagidae
Gene: SPATA20
Product: spermatogenesis associated 20
Exons: 16
Coding region: 1-2361 (786 amino acids)
Biological process (GO): carbohydrate metabolic process
Source: RefSeq, a predicted model, not a curated record